UAAAAAGGGGGGUUCCUCAUUUGGGGGAGUCGUGCCUUGAGACCCCUGCCCCCUCCUUUCCUCCCCCCACCCAAAUCGAGGCCUUGGGGGUUUACCCCUUUCCCUCUAUCCUCCCCCCAUAAAAAGCUUCCCCCCAAACUCUGACAGCUCUGCCCCAAAUUGACCCCCACCCUCAUAUUUUUACCACCCCACUAUUUUACGUUAGGGGGUGUAAGCCAUUCCCCUUCUUCCCCUCCCCAAUUGUCACCUUUUAAAACCUUGCCACUUCCCUUCUUUCCCCUCCCUCGCCCCACACUUCUUUCCCCCAUAUUGACACCAUACAAGUGUUGGUUCCCCCACAAGAUCAGGCUUAAAACCCUGAAACUAGCCCCCCCAUCCCAAUAGAGUCUAAUGUGAUACCAGUUUUCUCCCCACACUUUUUGUGAUUUUCCUGCCACGACCCUCCUUUUAAUUCUCUUUAAACCCUAACCGGAUGCCAGCCAGCCUCUAGGCACUCAUCUGAGCCUCCUUCCAUCACCACCCCAUAGCCGUAGGUAUUUGGAAGAUCCUCCUGAACCUAUAUUGAACCCUGAUUUAGACCCAUUUUUUGGUGUGGGGCGAUUUCUCUCCUCUAAGCCAACACCAGUCCCCAAACCUCCGCCCCCCCCCGUAUGUUUUUGAAGUAAUUCUUCUCCAGCCAGAAACCAACUUUCUAUCCUCUUCCCCUGUGAAUCAUCUUCAGUGUGGGCAUUUGAGUUCAGUUUCCUCUUUCCACCCAUACCCCAUAGCUUUAAGGGGGUAGGAUCUGUUUCCUCCCCCCUCUGUGGAUGCUCUUUUUCAUCUUCAGAUGUUUCCAGAGUUAUUGAAACUUCUUCAAAUAAGGACCGUUUGGCUUCUCUCUUUUUGCCUCUUAUAAGCUAGCGUAUUGCAUUAUUUUUUCCUCGCUGGUGGGUGCCACGUCUUUGGUUUGUGUGGCUGUCCACGCUUCCCCAAGUGCCUUCUCCAGCCGCAGCGAAAUCCUUCCUCGACAUCCCUCUGAACCAAACUUCUGCCUGCAAAGCUGAGAUUUGUCCAGAAGUGGGGGACGCCACACUUGGGGAAGAGAACUUCAUCGCCCAGGUUCAAGAUGUCGGAAAACCAAGCCAACGACCACCAUCAUCCGAUGAACAAUAAUGUAGGGGGUGUGCCCUCUGCGGGAAACAACCGUGGGGUCCGCAACCUCAACCAGAACCCCCUGAUCAACGUUCGGGAUAGACUCUUUCAUGCGCUCUUCUUCAAGAUGGCUGUCACCUACGCUCGCCUUUUCCCACCAUCCUUCCGACGCAUCUUUGAGUUCUUUGUGCUCCUUAAGGCGCUCUUUGUCCUUUUUAUCCUGGCCUACAUCCACAUCGCCUUCUCCCGCUCGCCCAUCAACUGCCUGGAGCACGUGCGGGACAAGUGGCCCCGGGACGGCAUCCUGCGGGUGGAAAUCCAACGCAACUCCAGCCGCGCCCCCAUCUUCCUCCAGUUCUGCGAGAGCGACCGGUUUCCCGGCAUGGUCGUCGAGCCGGUCGCCGGAGAGGAGGAGGAGGAGGAGGAAGAAGAGGAGGAGAUGAGCGUGGAGAUGUUUGAAAACAGCUCCAUCAAGUUCGACCUGGACAUCGAGCCGAAAGCCUUUCUCCAGCCCUCCCGGCUGAGCGGGGCCAAAGUCCGGGUCUCCAAUGCUACCGAGGAGUUCCCCUUCCCCGACGAGCCGGCCUCUAAAGGUAUGGAGCCCCUCAGCGAAACGGUGUCCGAGUUUGAGAUGCUAGCCAAAGCAGUCUGGCCCCAAGAAGAGUACAUUGUGGAGUAUUCUUUCGAAUAUGGAUUUCUGCGCUUAUCCCAAAGCACCCGCCAGCGGCUUCGUAUCCCCGUCAUGGUGGUGACGCUUGAUCCCACCCGAGACCAGUGCUUUGGGGACCGGUUCAGCCGCCUUUUGCUGGAUGAAUUCCUUGGCUACGACGACAUCCUCAUGUCCAGCGUGAAGGCCUUGGCGGAGAACGAGGAGAAUAAAGGUUUCCUCCGCAACGUCGUCUCCGGAGAGCACUACCGCUUCAUCAGCAUGUGGAUGGCUCGGACCUCCUACCUGGCAGCCUUUGUCAUCAUGGUGAUUUUUACCCUCUCAGUGUCCAUGUUGUUGCGCUAUUCACACCACCAGAUCUUUGUCUUCAUCGUGGACCUGCUGCAGAUGCUGGAGAUGAAUAUGACCAUCGCUUUCCCGGCUGCCCCUUUGAUGACGGUCAUCUUGGCUCUCGUGGGCAUGGAGGCGAUCAUGUCAGAGUUCUUCAACGACACCACCACUGCCUUCUACAUCAUCCUCAUCGUGUGGCUGGCAGACCAGUACGAUGCCAUCUGCUGCCACACCAACACUAGCAAGAGGCACUGGCUCAGGUUCUUCUACCUGUAUCACUUUGCGUUUUACGCUUACCACUACCGCUUCAACGGGCAGUACAGCAGCCUCGCUCUCGUCACCUCGUGGCUUUUCAUACAGCAUUCGAUGAUCUACUUCUUCCACCACUACGAGCUGCCGGCCAUCCUUCAGCAGAUCCGGAUUCAGGAGAUGCUUCUCCAGAAUCAACAGGUCGGGGCUCAGACCACUCUCCAGGACAACCUCAACAACAACACUACCAUUGCCCCCACCGACCCUCGGCCCCACCUGGAUGCCCUGCCUGCCAGAGAAGGCUCCCUGGCGUCCGGGGAGGGCCCUGCUGUUGCCGCCGCCGCCGCCGCCCUGGGCAGUGACUUGAACUGGGUGGCAGAGACGGCUGCCGUCAUCACGGAGGCGUCCUUCCUGUCCAACUUAGGGGGCACCCUCCUGGAGCCCCCCAGCAUGGCUUCGGAAGCGGCCGGCAGUGGAACCCUCCAGGAUGCAGCGGUCGCUUCGAGCGUCACGACGCGGAUCCUGGUGAGCGGUGACCGGGCGGAAGCCCCUAUGGGGUCCGUCACCAUUGAGGUCACCUCAGCAGCAGGACUUCCCAUGGCAGAGACUUUCUCGUCACCUUCCGGGGCUCGCUCAGGUGGUGAGGACGCCCCCCGGCCAGCGGGGGACUCGGCCGGGCCAGCCGAACCCCUGGGCCCGGACUGCGUUGCCAGCCUCUGCCCCCCGGGCUCCGUUUUAAGACGACCUCCUGAGGAAGGACUCGGAGAGGGGGGCCCCCACCCAGCCCCCCAAGAUGGUUCCUCCCCUCCAGAUCCUGAGUCCCACUGUCUGUCCUGAGCCCCCCCCUCCGUCGUGGACCGCAGAUGCCUUUGUGGCCUCAAUCCAUUUCUCCCUCACAUUAAUCCGAGAAGAGGUGGGGGGGUGAAGAAGACCAAACCGGAAGGCCGAGCACAGAGGGAGUGAUCUCUUCCCUGCUAGUUAUUCUGGGGAAGGAAAAAUUUGAAAAUGUGAAUCAAAAAUAGCGAAUCGUCGGUACUCUGA
This is a messenger RNA of Pogona vitticeps (central bearded dragon), 3418 nucleotides long. RefSeq names its product transmembrane protein 259 (gene TMEM259). Lineage: Eukaryota; Metazoa; Chordata; Lepidosauria; Squamata; Agamidae. The record is from RefSeq and is a predicted model, not a curated record. Gene Ontology annotation, biological process: positive regulation of ERAD pathway; response to endoplasmic reticulum stress. Gene Ontology annotation, cellular component: endoplasmic reticulum.